CCGCCCCGCGUUGCGAACCAGCCGCCCUCUGGCUUCCGUCCCCUUGGCGGCCCUUUUCUCCCGGGGUUGUGUUUCCGGGAGGAUCACUCGCGCACGGACGCGUCCUCCUGGGGAAACCAGCCCGGGCCCAGCAUGGCGGAGCAGCGCCUUCCGGUACCCCGGCUUCGGGGCGUCUCUCGGGAGCAGUUUCUGGAGCAUCUCUACCCACAGAGGAAGCCCCUUGUGUUGGAAGGACUCGACUUGGGGCCCUGUACAAGCAAAUGGACAGUGGACUACCUGAGCCGAGCUGGGGGGGCGAAAGAGGUGAAGAUCCACGUCUCUGCUGUCGCACAGAUGGACUUCAUCAGUUUCUGUUGUGUUUAUUUCAGAACUUUACCGUUUAACAAGUUGGUCCAGAGAGCAGCCGAAGAAACGCAUAAAGAAUUCUUUAUUUCAGAGGAUGAGAAAUACUACUUGCGGUCACUUGGAGAAGACCCGAGGAAGGAUGUUGCAGAUGUCCGACAGCAGUUUCCCUCCCUAGGAGGAGAUAUUAAGUUCCCAGCGUUCUUCAAAGAGGAGCAGUUCUUCUCCAGUGUUUUUCGAAUCAGUUCACCUGGCCUGCAGCUCUGGACUCAUUACGAUGUAAUGGAUAACUUUUUAAUACAAGUGACAGGGAAGAAGCGAGUCACACUGUUCAGUCCUCGAGAUGCACACUACUUAUAUUUAUCAGGUUCUAAGUCAGAAGUGCUGAAUAUUGACAGCCCAGACCUAGAUAAAUACCCACUCUUCCCGAAGGCGCGGAGGUACGAGUGCUCCCUGGAAGCCGGUGAUGUUCUCUUCAUUCCUGCUUUAUGGUUCCAUAAUGUGACUUCUGAGGCGUUUGGAGUCGGAGUGAAUGUCUUUUGGAAGCACCUUCCAUCAGAAUGCUAUGACAGAACAGACACCUAUGGCAACAAAGACCCUGUGGCCGCGUCCAGAGCUGUGCAAAUCUUGGACAGAGCUUUGAAAACACUGGCUGAACUACCAGAGGAGUACAGGGACUUCUAUGCACGCCAAAUGGUCCUACGUAUUCAAGACAAAGCCUACAGCAAGAACUUGGAGUAAAAGAAAAAUGAACUAAUUGUAGUAAAAAUUUAAAAAUAAAUAAAAAUCAGCUCAAGAACUAUAAUAUAUAAACAUUUAAAGAUGCUU
Molecule: messenger RNA, 1170 nt
Organism: Alexandromys fortis (reed vole)
Lineage: Eukaryota; Metazoa; Chordata; Mammalia; Rodentia; Cricetidae
Gene: Tyw5
Product: tRNA-yW synthesizing protein 5
Exons: 8
Coding region: 133-1083 (316 amino acids)
Biological process (GO): wybutosine biosynthetic process
Molecular function (GO): tRNA binding; 2-oxoglutarate-dependent dioxygenase activity
Source: RefSeq, a predicted model, not a curated record